Larimichthys crocea (large yellow croaker) is the source of this 1514-nucleotide messenger RNA. RefSeq names its product annexin A5b (gene anxa5b). Gene Ontology annotation, biological process: negative regulation of coagulation. The record is from RefSeq and is a predicted model, not a curated record. The coding region runs from base 197 to 1150 and encodes 317 amino acids. NCBI's taxonomy places the organism in Eukaryota, Metazoa, Chordata, Actinopteri, Sciaenidae. The transcript is spliced from 13 exons. Gene Ontology annotation, cellular component: nucleus; vesicle membrane; plasma membrane. Gene Ontology annotation, molecular function: calcium ion binding; calcium-dependent phospholipid binding; phosphatidylserine binding.
UCCACCCACACGCGCACCCACACGCUCACGCGCGCAACGGAGAGUAUUUCAGAGAGGGUUGGUGCUUGUCUGGUCUUCUUCGCUUCCUCCCUUCUACCUCUGCCGGGUCUCUCUGUCCGCUCACCGAGCUUCAUCUGACAGCUACACCUCUGCGAUUUUUCUUCUUACCCGUGAAUAAACCUCCAAGACCGUCAAAAUGGCCAGCAGAGGAACUGUGAAAGCCAGUGGAAACUUUAACGCCAGUGCAGAUGCUGAGGUCCUGUACAAGGCCAUGAAAGGGCUGGGGACCGAUGAGGAUGCCAUCUUGCAGCUGUUGACGGCUCGCAGCAACGCCCAGAGGCAGGAGAUCAAGGCCACCUACAAGACUCUGUUUGGAAAGGAUCUGAUCGAUGACCUGAAGGGAGAGCUGGGUGGCAAAUUUGAGACCCUGAUCGUGGCUCUCAUGACUCCACCCCUCGCUUAUGAUGUGAUGUUGCUCCGCAACGCCAUCAAGGGGGCAGGAACAGACGAGAAGGUGCUGGUGGAGAUCCUCGCCUCCAGAACAUGUCAGCAGGUGAAGGACAUCGUCGCUGCUUAUAGACAAGAGUAUGACGACGACCUGGAAGAGGACAUCUGUGGUGACACUUCAGGUCACUUCAAGAGGCUUCUGGUUAUUUUGCUGCAGGCGAACAGGCAGACGGGGAUCCAGCACGGAAACAUCGAGAGUGAUGCUCAGGCUCUCUUCAAGGCAGGAGAGGAGAAGUUUGGCACUGACGAACAAUCAUUUGUCACCAUCCUGGGAAACCGCAGUGCAGAACAUCUCAGGAAAGUAUUUGACGCUUACAUGAAGAUGACUGGAUACGAGAUGGAGGAGAGCAUUAAGAGGGAAACAUCUGGAAAUCUGGAAGAUCUGCUCCUGGCCGUUGUGAAGUGUGCCAGGAGCGUUUCAGGCUAUUUUGCUGAGACUCUGUACUACGCAAUGAAGGGUGCAGGAACUGACGACGACACCCUGAUCAGAGUGAUGGUGAGCCGCAGUGAGGUGGACAUGUUGGACAUCAGAGCUGAUUUCAGGAGGAACUUUGCCUGCUCUCUGUUUUCCAUGAUCAAGGGAGAUACCGGUGGCGACUACAGAAAGGCCCUGCUGUUGCUCUGCGGUGGAGAUGAUGCGUAACCAUGGCAAUAAGCAAUACAACAGGAACCACACCUGAAGUGCCUCUUUCUUUAACUUAACCCUUUGGGUCCUCUCAGCUCACUGAAAGCUCACAACAAAACUUUCUUAAGUGUGAGAGAGAGACGGCCCAUGAGGUCUUUCUAAACUAUAAUUCCAAACAAAUAGUCUUUGAAAGGUAGCUAACAUUUUUUUUCGUGCCCACAUUAAUGCCGCUUUUGGUCGACUAACAUUUUCAAUAUGAUUAUUGUUAUAUUAUUCGUUUGUAAUGCAAAAACGUCAGACCACGAUUGUUUUGUUUGCACUUUGUAUGGCAGAAACAAUAUAUGCAAGAAUAAACAUUUCAGCUGAUGAAGUACAAUGAUAA